This is a messenger RNA of Nymphaea colorata (pocket water lily), 2577 nucleotides long. Its product is annotated as putative disease resistance protein At5g47280. The coding region runs from base 60 to 2513 and encodes 817 amino acids. Gene Ontology annotation, biological process: defense response to fungus. Lineage: Eukaryota; Viridiplantae; Streptophyta; Magnoliopsida; Nymphaeales; Nymphaeaceae. The record is from RefSeq and is a predicted model, not a curated record. The transcript is spliced from 5 exons. Gene Ontology annotation, molecular function: ADP binding.
UUUCUUACUCCGGUGUAGUUUCCUCGUUUUGGAGGUUUGGUAAUUCGGUGCUGGCGAAGAUGGCAGAAAUUGUGAUCGGGGCUGCUGCCGGCGUUGCCGCACAACAGGUGUGGGAGUUAUUGAAAAAGUUGGCGGGCGCUCCUUCCGAGUUCCAACAGCAGUACAAGCGGCUGGAGAUACUGUGGGGAAGAUUACGAGUAAUGCUCGACCAACAGACGUCGAGGGAGACAGUGGCUGAGGAUCUGCUCCGUGAGAUGGAAAGGGGCAGAGUUCUCAUAAGCAAGUGUUCCCAAGUUCGCCACUGGAACCCCCUCAAGCGAGCCAUCUACUCCAAGGGACUGGAAGAGCUAGAAAAAACGAUUCAGGGAUUCAUAGGGGCCGAGACGCUGGGGGUGGUUCUGGAAGUGAAAUCGAGCAUCAAGGCAAUGAACUGCAACUUGGAAAAGGUGGUAGGUGGGGGAGGUUCUGUUGCUGCUGCUGCUUUGCCUCCUCUCCCUGCAGAGGUGUUUGGGAUAGAGGAGCCUCUGGGGGAGGUGAAGAGGAGAUUGAGGACGCAUCGGGUGGUCUGCGUUUGUGGGAUUGGUGGGUGCGGAAAGACCACCUUGGCGAACAAGCUCUGCAGGGAAGCAGAUAUCAAAGAUGAAUACGAGAAACUCAUCUUUCAAUCGGUUUCUCACUCGCCUGAUCUGGAAAGGAUCUGUCGAGGACUACUUGAGAAGUUGCAUGUAAAUGUUGGCACAUUCGUGAACCAACGGGAUGCAAUCAACGAGCUUGCAUCUUGUCUGAGGGGAAGAACGGAGAAGGUGCUAAUAGUCUUGGAUGAUGUUUGGAUCGACGACGAGGGCAUCAUCAGGGAUCUGGUGUCAGCAAUCAAGGGUGCAAAAGGUUCCAAAAUUCUCAUAACAUCAAGAACUGAACUCGAUAGUGUAUGUGAUUGGUGUCACACUAUGAACUUGCUGAGAGAGGAUGAUGCUAGAAAACUAUUUGAGCACCAUGCUUUCAAUGGAGUCGACCCUGAAAGAUCCUGGAAGCCAAAUAAGGACCUAAUAGACAAGAUAGUGAGAGGAUGCAAGCUUCACCCUCUAGCAUUGGAGCUGAUAGGAGGCUCUUUGGCGAAGAAAGACGGGAGGGAGUGGCAAGAUACAGCGAAUAGACUUGAACAGACUGGUGGGAUCAUGGAAAAGAUAAUCACGGAAUGCUUCUCCACCAGUCUUACACCGUUGACGGAGGAAGAACGCGAGUGCUUCUUGGACUUCGGCUCUUUUCCGGAAGACCAGAGGAUCCCUGCGAGCGCAAUCAUAGACAUGUGGACUGAAACACGUGACAUGGAUGAGAAUCGCGCUUACGUGAUUCUUCGAGAACUAGGCCGAAGAAAUCUUGUCAAACUCGUUGACAGAAAAUGUGGUGCUGCUGGAGAUCCAGAUGGGAGUAUAAGUAGUCUCUCUGUAUGUCAGCACGAUGUACUGAGAGAAUUGACCAUCCUCGAGAUGAAAAAGAAAGAUGCGAGCCAGAAUAAUACGAGGCUGAUCAUGGAAAAGAAAGAGGGCAACAUCCCAGAUACUUGGACGCGGGAAAAGAAUCGAACCAGCCAAGUAACGCUUGCCUCGAUAAACACUGGGGAAAUGAAAAGAUGGGACUGGCCAGAUCUAGACCUACCUAAUGCUGAAGUCCUCAUCCUCAACUUCGACUCAGCAACUUCCUACUUCUUACCACCAUUCCUGCAAAAUAUGAAGAAUCUCAAAGUUCUGGUUGUUGCCAAUCAUGGUUCCAACCGUGCAGAACUCGAUGGACUCUUCCUAUUGUCUUCUUUAAAUAAACUAAAGAGGGUAAUGUUUAGAAAGAUAUCACUGCCCGCUGAGCCACUGCGGAUGGUGGAAGAAGGAUCCCUAUUGUGGUCCAGAGUGUGGAAGUUUAGAGAAACUGUCACUUCCAUAAUAACAGGUGCUUCCCCUGUGCAGCCUCAGGAUCUGCAUAAGCUUUCACUAGUCCUCUGUGACGUUCGCCAUCUACUGCACAUCCCUUCAUUGUUUCCAAGUGUCAGGGAUCUGGAAAUAGAUUACUGCACUGACUUGGAUGAAUUGCCGGAUACCAUCUGCCACAUUUCCAGUCUGGAGAAGUUAAGCAUAACCAAUUUCCCUGACUUGCUUAGUCUGCCAGAGAGCAUUGAUAAACUGAGAAAAUUGAAAGUCCUGCGAUUGCAGGCCUGCGGGACAUUGGAACGCUUACCGCACUCGGUGAGCCAACUCUCAGAACUCAGGUUCUUGGAUAUCUCAAACUGUUAUAGUUUGGGUGUUUUUCCUGAAGAAAUAGGAAAACUGAGCAGCCUGGAGAAGAUUGACAUGAGAUCCUGCUCAAGCAUCAUGGACCUGCCUCCUUCUCUGGUGCAAAUGGAACGUUUGAAGAAGGUGGUUUGUGAUGAGGAAGUUGCUUCACUGUGGAUUUCUUGUGGAUUCGACCCCAGUAAGCUAGAAGUGCGCAGAGAGGAAAUAAACUUGAGAUUUCUGCAUGGAUAGUUUGUAACUUGGAAUCGUGAUUGUUGGUCGUUGUCUGUAGGCAAUGGAAGAAGUGACCUUGGCA